AUGCGAUUGGUCAGCGUGGCCGGGGGGCGGCUCCGCAGGGCGGCCGAGGAGGAAGAGAGGGAGCGCCCACCGGCUCCCUCGCACCGCUCCAACCACCAGUUUGCCAGCAUGAAGAACAAGUUCUUCAAUGAGCUCACACACCUGCCAAAUCAUAAACUCAAUAUGCCCAUGUGGGCGGUGGGAGCUAUUGUGGUCGUGGUCCUCGCCCUUGUUGCCUGCAUGGGAUUCUGCAUCUACAAGAAGUGCUGCAAUAAGGGCAAGAAGCCCAAGAAGGUCCGUGAGAGGAAGGGAGGACGAGGGCGCAGGAAGAAGGAUAAGGAUGGUGAGGAUGGAGAUGAGAAGGAGGGAGAGGAUGGGAAGGAAGAUGAAGAGAAGGAGAACUUUGGCAAACUGGAGUACUCGCUGGACUAUAACUUCAAUGAUAACCAGCUGAUAGUCGGCAUCCUCCAGGCGCAGGACCUCGCAGCCAUGGACUUGGGCGGGACCUCAGAUCCCUACGUCAAAGUCUACAUGCUGCCGGACAAGAAGAAGAAGUUCGAAACCAAAAUCCAGCGCAAGAACCUUUGUCCCGUCUUCAAUGAGACCUUCUCCUUUAAGAUACCCUACAGUGAGUUGGGUGGUCAGACUUUGGUGCUGCAGGUGUUUGACUUUGACCGUUUCGGUAAACACGAUGUCAUCGGCGAGAUCAAGAUCCCCAUGAACAGCGUCGACCUCGCCCAGCCAAUACAAGAAUGGAAGGACCUGGUUGGAGGAGAGAAAGAGGAGCAAGAGAAGCUGGGCGAUAUCUGCAUCUCCCUUCGCUACGUCCCCACGGCCGGGAAGCUAACGAUCAACAUCAUGGAAGCCAAGAACCUGAAGAAGAUGGAUGUUGGAGGACUGUCAGAUCCCUUUGUCAAGGUGGUGCUACAGCACAAUGGGAAGCGACUGAAGAAGAAGAAGACAACGGUCAAACAAAACACUCUGAAUCCUUACUUCAACGAGAGCUUUAGCUUUGAGAUCCCCUUCUCCCAGAUCCAGAAAAUCCAGGUGGUGAUCACCGUGUACGACUACGACAAGCUGGGCAGCAACGAUGCCAUCGGCAAGUGCUGGAUGGGCUACGGCGCCUCAGGCGUCGGGCUACGCCACUGGUCCGACAUGCUGGCCAAUCCCAGGCGCCCAGUGGCCCAGUGGCACACGCUGCAGACGGAGGAGGACGUGGAUGCUGCUCUGAAGGCCCCCAUCCGCUAA
Molecule: messenger RNA, 1227 nt
Organism: Cyclopterus lumpus (lumpfish)
Lineage: Eukaryota; Metazoa; Chordata; Actinopteri; Perciformes; Cyclopteridae
Gene: syt5a
Product: synaptotagmin Va
Exons: 9
Coding region: 1-1227 (408 amino acids)
Biological process (GO): cellular response to calcium ion; calcium ion-regulated exocytosis of neurotransmitter; regulation of calcium ion-dependent exocytosis
Cellular component (GO): synaptic vesicle membrane; axon; dense core granule
Molecular function (GO): clathrin binding; calcium-dependent phospholipid binding; syntaxin binding
Source: RefSeq, a predicted model, not a curated record